Messenger RNA from Sclerotinia sclerotiorum 1980 UF-70, 777 nucleotides. RefSeq lists its product as hypothetical. NCBI's taxonomy places the organism in Eukaryota, Fungi, Ascomycota, Leotiomycetes, Helotiales, Sclerotiniaceae. The record is from RefSeq and is a predicted model, not a curated record. The transcript has a single exon. Bases 1 to 777 code for a protein of 258 amino acids.
AUGGCAUCAGCAUUCCAGCGAGGUAUACCAAGAAUUAGAACCAGGAAAACACACGUCGUCGCAUUCCAAGAUCAUGCCGGAAAUCCAGCUCUCACGGUCUUUCGCGGCGAACAGGACAAUCCUUUACCCCGCCUUUACAGCUAUUCCAUCUACUUCACGCACCCCGAAGCAGACCCUGGCGAUACUGAUAGCGCAAGAAAGCUAUACGAAACAAUCACGCAAGGUCCUCGCUACAAUACAAAUUCUGUCGUCUUUCGUUUGGACCUGUACUUCAUUCCUAAUGGCACCCAGGACGAUUGUAUUCGGCAUUAUCGCGCAGAAAAAAAUGCUCGAGGCGAUUUCAAGGUGCAAAUUGAUGCUGUUGUAAGAGAUAGUACAGGCAAAAUUAGUGGUGUAUCGAAGAUGCCUGGAUUGGUCUCAUCUUAUAUUUACGACAAGAUAGCCCAUCGUUAUCAUAGCCUUAUCUACGUAAGCAGCGAGGCCAAUUGGCAGACUGGAGAUCAAACAAUGGUACGAGUCGAGUUCGACCCACUCUCAAAGGGGGAGUAUGAGAAAUAUAGUAAAGACCCAGGAGACCCCAGGGAGCCCAGCGAACUUCCAGAGACACAUAUUGAAGUGGAAGCUCUCAAUGAUAGCAGUCCAGGAUUUGGCCGAGAAACUGGACCUGGGCGUUCUGUGGGCUCUAUGGGGUAUGAAAUGUGGGAUAGAGCUCCACGUGAACAUAUGGGCGAGGAGGCUUGGGAAGAGGCUCGGGAUAAGGGAUGGAAUAGCUGGUGA